Manihot esculenta (cassava) is the source of this 3933-nucleotide messenger RNA. RefSeq names its product thaumatin-like protein 1. The record is from RefSeq and is a predicted model, not a curated record. The transcript is spliced from 3 exons. Lineage: Eukaryota; Viridiplantae; Streptophyta; Magnoliopsida; Malpighiales; Euphorbiaceae. The coding region runs from base 2560 to 3537 and encodes 325 amino acids. Gene Ontology annotation, biological process: defense response. Gene Ontology annotation, cellular component: extracellular region.
GCUCUCCAACAUCUAUUUAUUCUUAAUUGGUUGUUGAUAAUUAAAUGUUGAUGCUCUAGAAUAGACUGCCUGUACUAGUUUUAUAGGUAUGUCUCUGAUAUCUAUUUUAAAUAAGCCCGUUGAGCUUUUUAUAAUGCAUCAGUUGAGAGCUGGUUUAGCCCAAACUUUAUAUGAUUGCAACACAUUACAUGCGAGGUUAGCUCUUGGAUGCAUGUAACACACCAAAAUCAUUGGGGGAUGUAUUUUGUAUUGUGUUGGCCAACUACAUGUUUAUACGCUUUUUUUUUUUUCAGAAUUCAAGUCAUUGGUACCUGAGCUAGCACCAUAUCCUGUUGAACUCUUAAAUUUAUAAAAAUCAUAAUUAAAUACGAAUUAACUGUGUUAUAAAAAAAGUUUAAGUGGUCUCACUAAUUGUUGAUUGUGAUUGAAAUUUUGCUAUCUAUAUAUCCUGUUGAUUGUGAUUAAAUUUUCAUAAAAUGACUGUUACUAUCAUUAUUAUUAAAGAUAAAUUUAUCAUUUUAUAAAAGAAGGCAUGAAACCAAGUCAUGUCGGGCGCUUUAGGACAUCAUUGAAAUUUAGAUUAUGGAAUACAUUUUACUUCUAUACAUAGUUAAACUCCUAAUGUGCUCCUUGUUUAUGGAAUAUAUUUCGACAUGUAUUUUUGUCCUUUAUGUGUUUGGGCGGUUUCGAUGAUGACAUCUAAACUUUAUUCUUCCAAGUUAUUUAGUGAAAAUUGCUUGAUAGUAUUGGCAACAAAAGUAGUGAAGAACUAAGAUAUGCCUUUGCAAUGCGCACCUAGCAGGACUGUAUAUGAAGCACUGGUAGAUUUGUCUAUCUUUGCGUACUUUCAAGUUUCAACAUGGAAUAUGACAGGUCUGUAGAAAUUUUGAAGAAAUUUUUGGAUACGGGGAAUGGCAGAAGAUUUCAUUGUCAUGAUCUGAUGAAUCAAAAUUACUUAGAAUAUAGACUGUCUUUUACUUUUAUGGGGAUGAUAUGAAUAUCUUAAGCAUUUACAUUUAAGAAAGAUGAAUAGAAGCUAGUCUCCUUUUUUACCUUAUUUUUAUUUCCUCCUCCCAAGAGUUGCCUUCUCGAGUACUAGAUGUGCUGUGAUGCUAUUCUAGUUUUUUUCAUUGGGCUGGCUGUUAGUGUCAUUAUAUUUCUUCAGCCUCCUUACGGUAUUUUAAAGUCUCUCUCUCUCUCUCUCUCUCUCUCUCUAUCUGCGUUUAUCAGAAAAAGAUAAGAGGGACUCUCACACUAAUUUUACAAGUAGCUUUUUCAUUGCUUUACUUGCUAUCUUUUAGUUGGAUUGAUCAACCUUAUUUUAGCCCCUUUUUAAAAUCAGAAUGCAAUACCAAGUGUUUGAAAAAUUGUAAUAAAAAUCAGAUUGCAAUAGCAAAUGGUUGAAAAAUUGUAAUAAAAAAGGAAAUCAUUAUCUGUCUCUUUUUUUGAUGUGGUCAAAGGGCGAAGAGCGAAUAUGAUGUGCUGUGCUUUUCUCAAUGUAAGUUAUAAGGUAACGAAGCAAACUUCUUGCAUUUUUCAUAAUCGGGAGUGUGCGUCUCUCUGUAUAGUACAGUGAGAUGAGAAAAGUGAGCAAGAGUAGCUUUCUAUAUGACUAGGAACUCUGGGGGUCAGUUUCUUUUCAUAUCUCAAAAAUGUUCGUUUCCUGUAUCUUUGGCAAUAUUUUGUGACGUAUAUUACUACAUCAAUUACGGGUAGGGCUUUUUCAAAUGCCAGGAUUCAGCUUGUUUGCCAGCCACAGAUCAGAAUGGUUGAUAGGCCUUCCUCAACCCUUGAUGGUUGAUCCUUGUAUGGACGUGCUAGGAUUCGGAUAGCUUUAGGUUGCCUUGGAUAAUGAUGUUAGCAUUUUAAAGUUGGGCAUGGCCUGACCAUCGAUAAAACCCACAAAUCCGAGAAUGGGCUCAUCCAAUAUGUAGCCGCUAAGCGACAUUUUCCGAACUGUAGACAAGAGGUUAGGCUGGAGCAAAUAGCAAUGGUCAAGUUGCUUACUUGUGUGUGGUUGGUUCAGCCUAUUUUUUAAAAAACUGCAAGUUGCAAGUCGUUUCCCGAUCUCCAAAGGUCACCUGAUAAAUUUUAACUUCAUCUUUACACGUUAAGGCUGACCAGCUGAGUACAGCACCUUUAAACCCUAAGCCUGAAUCAGUUAAAAGUAUCAACUUUCCGUUCAACUGAUUGGUUUGAUAUCUGAGAACGAUUUUUUUUUCUUUGUCGUCUUUCAACACCUUUCCUCAAAUGAAAUCUACCACUUUAUACACAUAAGUUAACUUAAUCAUGUGCUCGAAACAUGGCUUGUUUUGUUCUUGGUAAAUCCUGGAGGCCCUUGUGGCUUACCUUGGAGUUUGCAGACCAUCAAGCUAUCCUUUGCCUAGCUCCAAAAGCCUGGCGUACGUAUUUAACAUUUCUUUAUUUAUGUAAUUUUGUCCUUUUUCUCCCUUGCGUUGGUCUGUCAUUGGUGCCUUAAGAAACCACGCAAACUUUCUAUAGAAUUGGGGUGCAUGUGCUUGCUUAUAAAUAGGUCCCUAUGCUCCAUACUCCCAGCACAUGAAUUCCACUUUCUUUCCCAUUACCCUUUUAUACCUAUAUAUAGAUAUAACAUCUCGUUUCCCCGCCCAAUCCUCUACCAUGGCUCUUACUCAGCUUCUCAUUCCUCUAUUCUUCCUUAGUUCUCUUCUCAUGCUUUCAGGAGCAUACUCGGCUACAUUUACAUUCUCAAACAAGUGCAGCUACCAAGUUUGGCCGGGCAUACUCUCAAACGCUGGCAUCCCACAACUUCCCACCACAGGCUUCGCUCUCCAACCAGGUGAAUCAAACACCAUCUCUGUGCCUGCUUCCUGGUCUGGCCGUUUAUGGGGUCGCACUCUCUGCACCCAAGAUGCCACCACAGGCAAAUUUACUUGCUUGACAGGUGACUGUGGCUCCUCUACUAUCCAAUGCUCCGGUAACGGCGCUGCCCCACCUGCCACCCUUGCAGAAUUCACCCUUAAUGGAGCUGACGGCCUUGAUUUCUACGAUGUCAGCCUUGUGGACGGAUACAACCUGCCAAUGCUAAUAGCACCACAAGGGGGAACCGGAGGUAAUUGUACGAUGACGGGCUGUGGUGUGAACUUGAACAAUGCAUGUCCGUCGGAGCUGAAGGUAAUGGACGGCGAUAAUGGAGAGAGCGUGGCGUGUAAGAGCGCGUGCGAGGCGUUUGGGGACCCGCAAUAUUGCUGCAGUGGGGCAUACGGGAACCCGAAUACAUGCAAGCCUAGCUCUUACUCGGAGUUCUUUAAGAAUGCUUGCCCUCGAGCUUACAGCUAUGCCUAUGACGAUGGAACCAGCACUUUUACUUGCGCAGGAGCCAACUAUGCCAUUACAUUUUGUCCUUCUCCUUCUUCUACGAGUGUAAAGUCGGCAAAUGGGCAGUAUCCAGAAGCUGUGGAAGUCUCAGGUGGCACUCAUAGGACGUCACCCUAUCUAAUUGGCGGUGCCAUCACCAUUCUGGCGGCAAAUUGGCGGUUGUGGCAGCUGCUUUUUUGACCAUGCCGCACGCCACCACUUGCAAAAACAGGCCGAGUUCAAUAAUCAGAUGCAAAUAUCUCUAGGAACUUGAGAUGGGUCGUCUCAGAUGAUGAACUUGGAGAAUGGCCUGCAUACAGGGUGUUUUGUUGUUUGUUGCUGAACUUGGAUAGAAGUUGGGAAUAGCAUAGAAAACAAGGGACAAAAGUGUUGCCUGCGUCAGCAGUCACGUUUGUGAUUGGAAAAGAGAUGCAGAAACAGAGACAUCGUAGUUGUAAAACCAAAUGAGAGCACAGCAACAAGUGGAUGCUUUAAUUUAUUGUUUUUGGCGUACAAUGAAUGUGAAUAUUUGUUGGAUUGUGUAAUUAUUAUUUCUAUAUUAACUUUUGCCAAUUAAUGCCAACUUUGAUUAGUUCA